Messenger RNA from Magallana angulata, 2978 nucleotides. RefSeq lists its product as uncharacterized. The transcript is spliced from 12 exons. The coding region runs from base 739 to 2856 and encodes 705 amino acids. The record is from RefSeq and is a predicted model, not a curated record. Lineage: Eukaryota; Metazoa; Mollusca; Bivalvia; Ostreida; Ostreidae.
UUUAGCGGAUGAAAAACAUUUUCUAAUGCAUUGUUAAUGUUUUGACCUAAUUCAAGAUCCAAAAAUAUUGAUUGAUGUCAAUUUUGAAAAUUUAAGUGAAAAUAAAAAUGGUAGUUUUAAUUACUUUGGGUUCAAGCAUGGUAGCCAAAUGACAUGGGUAUUAUGCAUAAAAAGGAAACAUAUUCGUUCAUAUUUCAUAAUUUUAUAUAAGUUCAAUUCUCUUAGUCUUAAUUUAGGAAAUAGAGAAAAGAAGGCCAAUGAUAAUUUUUUUUUCAUUUAAAUGAUUGAAAAUAUCAGAAGGCAAAAAUUAAAUGGUAUAUGUGGUGAUCGACUAUUACCUUAUUAUGCAAAAAUUAGUUGAAAUUUAUUGGAUAAAAUACUUUCCAAAAUAGUUAGAUCUUAAUUAAUGUACACCCAUUACUAUUUGUUAAAACAACAUAGGGAGGUCAUUUUGAAACAGAUCCCCCUAGUAGGGAGAUCCCGUAUUGUUUAUACAAGAGUUAAACUUUGGGGUUGUGUAAUGGAGGUAUACCAUAAGUGACAGCUCUGUAUACCCCAAGUACACAUCAUGUAUCCUACAAUAGGCACCAUUGGUUAGAAUGUUUCAAAUAUUACUGUAAUCUGAUUGGUCAUAUAAUUAUUUUCAUAUUUUGAUUGGCUAAACUGUGGGACAAAGUCAGAAAUUAUUCCCACUUUAUUCAUUCUGCACAAGCAUUUCUUUCGAAACCAAACGAAGUCAUGGCUAAGCAUAUUGUAGAGCGCGACAACCGGUGGGGAUUUUUAGUUAAAGACGCUUUCAACCACUUUUCCAACUUCAUCUUCAAGAUGGUCUACUGUGUCGAAUCUGAAGUCGGGCCUGGAUUCGUGGUUGAUGUUACUCGAGCUGAUGGUGUCACCGGAAGAGCAUGGUUCCGCCAGAAGGAUUGUAGGGAUUCCCAUAGUUUAACUACAGCCCUGAACCAGACCUUCCAAGGUGGAAGAGGAGGGGCAUUGCACUGUAAACUCAGCCCAGCCCAGCUGUAUGACCUUCUGGACAUGCUAACAGAAGAGUUGUUCGCUAAAGAAAACAUGGUCAGGAAGCUACUGACAACUGUUGGUGACCAAGAGGGUGGUUUUUGCAUCAUUUCACCUGAUGUUGCUCUGAACAACCGUGGUAUUAAGAUUCCACCAGCUUCCAACCCAUUCAUGUGGAUACCAGGAUGGCCUGGCUGCCCACCCCAAGGAAUGGCCAGACAGUUUGCCGAACCUCCUGGCCUUAAUCCUUUAUCAAGGUUCAUAGAGUUGGCACACACACAACUAAGAGACAACUUUGUCCCAGCCCUGCUCUCUUUGAGUUGCAUGCUGAUGAUGGCAAACUACAGAGACAUCUUGGCCAAGUUGGGACAUUUUAACCUCCCCCUUCUAUUUGGACCACCUAAAGUAGGAAAGACUUUGGUUGCACAGUGUGCAGGACUCUUCAGUGGGCUUUCCUUGGAUGAAUCCAUCACCAGCAGAGAUACCCUAACCUAUCUGACGGAUGCUUUUGCUAAGUCCACCCUUCCCUUUGUAUGGGAUGACCCUACUUCAGUAGCAGAUGUCAAACAGGUUGCUGUGGACUUGGCCAAUGGUGCAGCAAGGGGAAAAUCGGGAGGACACCAGUUCCCACAGACAGCGUGCCUUGUGACAGCCAACUUCGACAUCCAUCAGAUGGAAAAGUAUCACUCCAGGCUGUUCGUCAUAGUCUUUUUAAGACCCAAGGCCAACCCCCAACCAGGCACCUUUGCAGUUCUUACUAAGGCAGCAAUUGCAGCCUCCUCUGCUUUCAUUUCCCUUAAGUUGAUGGCCAGCGAAAUUGAAGCGGAGGAGAUUGCAAACGUAACAUCGGGAUUGCUGUCUUAUCUGGAAGGACUGGACAUCAGAGUUGCAGAGGGCAUUGCUCUCCCUCUGAUUAUUUGCAAAAAGAUGCUGGAGGUUACAGAGAAAGGGCAUUUGUGGCAGCAAGUCAGGGCAUAUGUGAAGGAUGUGUUGCUGCCCUACCACGAAAAUACAACUUUGAACCACCAACCAUCCAAAGCAGCAAAUCGAAUGUUGAAAGAACUUGGAGGGUUGUGCCAACAUGUGAAAAAAGACAUCCUCAGAUGUUUGGAGGACUCCGUCCUGCUGGACAAGGCCAGAGCAGCAGCAGCUUUGAACAUUGCAGUUUCUGAAGUGGUUGCUGUCCUAAAAAACACGCCUGGGGCAGAGAUCAACAAAUCAGGGAGGAUUAUGGGGAAAGUGAGGAAAGUCGCGAAAAUCCCCAUGAGUGUUUUAUCUGAAGACACCAUUCGAUGCCUUACCUCAGAAUCUGACGAUGAAGUGGAAGAAACCAGAGUUAGGGAAACAACCUUCCCAGAGAUCCAGGACAAUGAAUCUGACGUUGAAGUUGAAGAAACCUGCAGAGUGAAGGAAACAACCUUCCCAGAGAUCGAGGACAAUGUAGAUACCCCGGACACGGAACAGGAUUCCUUUGACAUGGGUGACCUUCCUCCACCACCACCACCUCUACCAUCACUAAAUGGGUCAAUCUCCAAUGACUUUCCACCCCCACCAUUCAUUGAAAUGAUGGGGAAUAUGUCAGUGGACAUGGGCACCCCAAUAGAAGAAGGACAUCAAGCAGAUGAGCCCCUCCCCUCCCCACCCAGACUGCCUCUGGCGUCUGUUCAGAGGGUACCGAUGAGUGACCUUUGUGCCACUUGUGGAAAGAAAGGGAGAAGAGGCCUCCUUUGGCUUUGCUGUGAUGGAUGCCAGCAGUGGUACCAUCGGAGUUGUGCAGGGAUCUCCGUACAGGCGUACAAAACCAUCGGCGGAAAUCCCUGGAACUGCAGACAUUGCCACUGAGUGUUGCCCCUUAUUCUGGAAUUAUGACCUUUUGUGAAAAAUUCUGUUUGUAACCAUCAAAAAAGUUAUUAUGAUUUUUUUUAGAUUUACUAAAUGAAUUAACAUGAACAGAUCAUUAUCAG